AUGACGUUUAUGUUUGUGGUGAGUGUGGUGUUGCAGGUUGCUUAUGGACAACACCAUAUCAGAUGCAUUCCGAAGGAGAGGGAUGCACUCCUUCAAUUCAAGGCUGCCAUUGUCGAUGACUACGGCAUGCUCUCAUCUUGGACCACUCCCGACUGUUGCCAAUGGGAGGGGAUUCUCUGCAACAACCUCACCGCCCAUAUUAUACGCCUCGACCUUCAUGGAGAAGUUCAUUAUGAAUAUUUUUAUCGUUAUGGUUAUUAUGGAGUCUCUCAGCGUUACAUCAGCAGAGAGAUCCACAUGUCGCUAAUGGAAUUGCGACACUUACGGUAUUUGAACCUCAGUUUCAAUGAUUUUAAAGACACUAAUAUUCCAGAGUUUCUUGGCUCUCUUACCAACUUGAGAUAUCUUGAUCUCUCUUCAUGUCGUUUUAGCGGACAAAUUCCAACUCAGAUAAGUUCUCUUUCUCAUUUGAAAUAUUUCAAUCUUGCUCAUAAUUAUUAUUUGAAUGGUCCAAUCCCUCGUGAAAUUGGAAAUCUCUCUCUGUUGGAGUAUCUUGAUCUCAGUGGCAAUUCUUUAGAGGGAAGUGUGCCAUCUCAGAUUGGAAAUCUCUAUCGGCUGCAGUAUCUUGAUCUCAGGUACAAUUCUUUUGAAGGAGAGGUUCCUUCCCAACUAGGAAACCUUUCAAAUUUGCAUACACUCUAUCUUGGAGGAAGAUAUGAUCUCAAAGUUGUCACUACUGAUCAAUGGUUAUCUAAUCUUACUUCUUUAACCCAUUUUUCCUUCAAUUCCAUCUCUAAUUUUAACAGUUCUCCUAGCUGGCUGCGAACCAUUGCCAAGCUACCAAAACUAAGAGAACUCAGUUUAAUUGAAUGUGGCCUUUCCGAUCAUUUCCUCCUUUCAUUCAACCCUUCCAACUUCAAUUUUUCUACUUCCCUUUCUGUCCUUAGACUUUCUGAUAACUCCUUCACGCAACCGACGAUAUUCCAGUGGGUGUCAAACACCACUUCCAACCUUGUUGAGCUUGACCUUAGUUCGAACCUCUUGAAGGGUUUGACAUCAAAUCAUUUUGGCUUGGCCAUGAAUUCGCUUGAGCACCUUUACCUCUCCAAUAAUUUGUUCAAGGGUGAAGAUUUGAAAUCAUUCAUGAAUAUAUGCACCCUACAUUCAUUAUACAUGGAUGGAAACAAUAUGACCGAAGACCUUUCGUCAAUUCUUCAUAAUUUCUCCUGUGGUUGUGUUAGAUACUCACUACAGGAGUUGAGUUUGAGAAACAAUCAAAUCAAAGGCAUCGUACCUGACCUUUCAGUGUUCUCAUCUUUAAAGAUAUUGGAUCUUUCUGACAAUCAAUUGAGUGGGAAGAUACCUGAAGGCACUAGAUUGCCAUCUCAUUUGGAGCAGUUGUCAGUUAGGUUUAACUCUUUAGAAGGUGGUGUUCCAAAAUCAUUUGGGAGCACAUGUACUUUGGAGUUAUUGGAUUUGUCUGAUAAUAAGUUGAGUGAAGAUCUUACGGUCAUAUUUAAUCAUUUGUCUGGAUGUUCUAGAUACUCAUUAGAAGAAAUAUAUCUUGGUCAAAAUAAAGUCAAUGGCACAUUACCUGAUUUCUCAAUAUUUGCAAAGUUGGAAACGUUGGAUCUGCGUUUGAAUCAAAUUAGUGGUACUUUGCCUAGCAACCUCGCAACAAUGUUCUCAUCAUUAAAAGAAUUGUACCUUGAUAGUAACAGGCUAAAUGGGACAAUUUCUGAAGAUCUUCGAUUUCCAUUAGAACUUGAGGAAUUAUCCUUGAUGUCAAACUCUUUGAAAGGUGUGUUAACUGACUCUCAUUUUUAUAAUAUGACAAAGUUAAGGAUAUUGAUGUUAUCAGAUAACUCAUUGACGUUAGAAGUUACUCAGAAUUGGGCUUCAGCUUUUCAAUUGGAUAGUAUUGAAUUGAGGUACUGUUCCAAAAUGGUUUUGGACCAAAUUUGGAUUGUCAAAUUGGAUGAGUAUUGA
This is a messenger RNA of Vigna radiata var. radiata (mung bean), 1989 nucleotides long. RefSeq names its product receptor-like protein 12. The transcript is spliced from 2 exons. Gene Ontology annotation, molecular function: protein binding. The coding region runs from base 1 to 1989 and encodes 662 amino acids. The record is from RefSeq and is a predicted model, not a curated record. Lineage: Eukaryota; Viridiplantae; Streptophyta; Magnoliopsida; Fabales; Fabaceae.